UUUUAUUUUUUUUUUGCGUUCUAACCUAAAAUUCUGAUCAAUUUUGUUUCUGUUGUUCUGGUCAUCUAGGCAGUAGGCUGAACACGUUGGAGACAACCAAAAAACAAUAUUAAAUAUUUAAACCUACCGAAGGUUAAAUUAUUGGAGUAUAUUUCUUAAUUCAACAAGGAGUAAUAAUAAAAAGACAAAAUGCCAAAGACAUCGGCAAUUGCAAAACGUCCGAGGAAGGAGGGAUUCAAUAGAUCUGGUCAUAGUAUGAAUCCCGAAAGACCAACUGAGGGCUUGAAAGGUGUUGCUAAAGUACGUACAAAAGGAACAAUAAAACGUCUACAAAUGUAUCGUUGUCAAAAACCAAAACGUAAUAGAGAAGGUAAAAUAUUAACACCAGCACCAUUUCAAAGUUGGAAUAAAUCUGGUACAAUGUCACGUGUUGAACCAUCAAGAGCAUGGUUUUCAAAUUCACGUGUUAUCAGUCAAAAUUCAUUGCAAAAAUUUCAAAAUGAACUUGGUGCUGUUAUGAAAAAUCCAUAUCAAGUUGUUAUGAAACCAACCCAAUUACCAAUAACAUUAUUAGAACAAAAAGCAGUACAACAAAGAGUACAUAUACUUGAAACUGAAUCAUUUGAUUCAGUAUUUGGUCCUAAAAAACAACGUAAACGUCCAAAUUUAAAUGUCACAAAUUAUGAUGAAUUAGCUAAAGUUGUUGAUGAAAGAGCUGAAAAUUAUGAUAAAGUUAAAGAUACAAAAGAUCUUGAUUUAGUUAGACCUGAUGAUGGUGUUAAAAAUGCACCAAGAGAUUGGGUUAUGGCUGCUGGACAAAGUAGAAGAAUAUGGAAUGAACUUUAUAAAGUUAUUGAUUCAUCAGAUGUUAUAUUACAAAUAUUAGAUGCACGUGAUCCACUUGGUACACGUUCACCACCAGUUGAAAAAUAUCUAACUAAUGAAAAAAAACAUAAAAAUUUAAUAUUUGUAUUAAAUAAAGUUGAUUUAGUACCAACAUGGGUCACCCAAAGAUGGGUAUCAAUAUUAAAUAAAGAACAUCCAACUGUUGCAUUUCAUGCAUCAUUAACACAUCCAUUUGGUAAAGGUUCAUUGAUUAAUUUACUUCGUCAAUUUGGUAAAUUACAUUCAGAUAAAAAACAAAUAAGUGUUGGUUUUAUUGGCUAUCCAAAUACUGGUAAAAGUUCAAUAAUAAAUACAUUAAGAUCUAAAAAAGUAUGUAAAGUUGCACCAAUUGCUGGUGAAACAAAAGUAUGGCAAUAUAUAACACUUAUGAAAAGAAUAUUUUUAAUUGAUUGUCCUGGUGUUGUUUAUCCAAGUGCUGAAACUGAUACUGAAAAAGUAUUAAAAGGUGUUGUUAGAGUUGAAUUGGUACAAAAUCCAGAAGAUUAUGUUGAGGAAGUUUUAAAAAGAGUUAAACCUGAAUAUAUUAAAAAAACAUAUAAAAUUGAUGAUUGGAAUGAUUAUAUUGAUUUCUUAGAAAAAUUAGCUAAAAGAAGUGGAAGAUUAUUAAAAAAAGGUGAACCUGAUAUAACAGCUGUUGCUAAAAUGGUAUUAAAUGAUUGGCAAAGAGGUAAGCUACCAUUCUUUGUUGCACCAGAAGGUUAUGCUGAGCCAUUGUCAGCAAAAAAUAUUGUUUCUUCUGUAGAAACUGUUGAUAAAGAUACAACAAAUGAUGCUGAAUCACAAAUGACUGAUAAUAACAUUGAUGAUGCUGGUGAAGGAGAUGAAAGAAAUGAUGUUGUUGGUAUAUUCCAAGAUUUUAGAAAAAUUAGAGUAACACUUGGAUAUACUGGUGAUGAUGUCAAAGAUUUAGAGCCAAUUGAUGGAGAUGAUGAGCUUGUAAAUGAUGAUGAUGAUGUUGAUGGUGACGAUGAUGACGUUGAUAAUGAUCAAGAAGUAGAAGAAGAAAAAGAAGAACAAAAAGAAAUAAAAAUUGUUGAAACAAAUGGUGAUCAUGAUAAUGAUGAUAAUGAUGAUGAUGAUGAUGAUAACAGCAAUGACAGUGAUAUGGAAUUUGAUGAUUGUAAAAAUGAUAACCUGAUGCAAAGCGCAUAUGAUGAACUUCCAGUAGUAGUCAAGGAUUCCAGUGAUGACGACGACGAUGAUGAUGAUGAUAAACCAAAAAUUAAAACAAGCAGUGGUUCAUUCAAUGUUUCUAGCAAAAGAAUUCUUACGAGUAAACAAAAAAGAGCAAUUGAACGUGCUGCAAAAAGAACUAAAAUCGGUAGUGACUUUUAUGAAGUCACUAAUGUUAAAAAUCGUAAUAGAAAUCGUAAAAUUCCAAAAGUUAAAAAAUAAAAUUAAUUUGUUUUUUUUUUCUUUAACUCUUACGAGUAAAAUUAUA
Molecule: messenger RNA, 2347 nt
Organism: Aphidius gifuensis
Lineage: Eukaryota; Metazoa; Arthropoda; Insecta; Hymenoptera; Braconidae
Gene: Ns2
Product: nucleolar GTP-binding protein 2
Exons: 2
Coding region: 190-2301 (703 amino acids)
Cellular component (GO): nucleolus
Molecular function (GO): GTP binding
Source: RefSeq, a predicted model, not a curated record